AUGAAUGCUGACGAAAGAAUGAAGAACUAUCACUGGUCAGAGUGUAAUAUUUCUGAAUGGGCUAAAAAUAAAAUAACUGAAGAACUUAACAAAAGAGGGUAUAAAAUAAUACAUUUAGACAUUUUUGUUAAAAUAUGCUCUAGAAUGAAUACACUUGGUCUAGUAUACAUUAUAAGCCUGGAUACAAUGAAAGAUAAUAUUUCAUACGUGUUGACUAACUUCACUUCUACACACAAAGAAAGUGAAGGGUUAGAAGGGUAUCCGUGGUUUAUAGAUUUUUUUAAAGAGCUAGAAGGACAGGCUCUAUUAUUAUUUAGUAAAAAUGUACUAGAUUUAGAGAAUAAAGAAAGAAAAAGUGUUGAUGUACCUAAGGUGACGGCCAGUAUUAAAAAAGAAGAAGAAUUUUAUUAUACUUCUAUUAUAAACUGUCCAGUUGAUGAAUUUGUAAGCUUUUUAGUAGAUCCUUCUCUUGUACAGAUGUGGAUGAAGGGAAAAGUAAAAGAAAAAGAAUAUAUUUUAGAAAAUUUAAUAUUUAAAAUUACAAAUAUUGAAAAAGAUAAAAUUUUUAUUGAUUUUAAAUUAAAAAAAUGGGAUAAAUUUACUAACGUAGAGGUAUUAAUAAGUGACAUUAGAGGUAAUACAAAGAUAUCAUUAAGACAAAAAAAUGUACCUAUAAAGGAUAUUGGUGUUAUGACUGGAAUAUGGAAAGAUAAUAUUUUUAGGCCUAUUUGUAUGACAUUUGGAUUUUGUGAAAGGCCUUAUUCAGAUGAAUAA
Messenger RNA from Vairimorpha ceranae, 774 nucleotides. RefSeq names its product hsp90 atpase activator. The transcript has a single exon. Lineage: Eukaryota; Fungi; Microsporidia; Nosematidae. The record is from RefSeq and is a predicted model, not a curated record. The coding region runs from base 1 to 774 and encodes 257 amino acids.